AAUCCAUAUUUAAAAGCAAAAUUUUUGGGCAAAACUGUUAUUCGUUUAUCGUUCUCCGAAGAAGCCAAACAAGUCAAUUCUUAUACAUAUCAAGCUUGUAAAAGUAAUUUUAUUCAUCUUAAAAUGGUCGAUAAAGUUCAGAUUUUUUUCGUUCUCUUGGUUCUUGUUGGUCCAUCAUUUUGUGGUUACUUUUCCCCUCCACUCAACUUUCCAGGAUCGUUUCAAAUUCCGUCACCCAAAUCGUUUCUCUCCAAAUUUGGACCUCCUGUUCGCACCUAUACUACUUAUCAUAGCCACUUGACUCCAGGGAUGCACUCAUCACCAGGGAUUCAUUCGUACUUAGGAUCACAACAGCAGCCACCGACAUCACCAUACCACUCUCUUCAUUCGCUUCAUGGCUACCAAAAUGGCUACCAAAAUGGCUAUCCAAAUGGCUAUCCAAAUCGACCAUAUCUUUGA
Tetranychus urticae (two-spotted spider mite) is the source of this 459-nucleotide messenger RNA. RefSeq lists its product as uncharacterized. The record is from RefSeq and is a predicted model, not a curated record. NCBI's taxonomy places the organism in Eukaryota, Metazoa, Arthropoda, Arachnida, Trombidiformes, Tetranychidae.